Molecule: messenger RNA, 2643 nt
Organism: Volvox carteri f. nagariensis
Lineage: Eukaryota; Viridiplantae; Chlorophyta; Chlorophyceae; Chlamydomonadales; Volvocaceae
Exons: 10
Coding region: 1-2643 (880 amino acids)
Source: RefSeq, a predicted model, not a curated record
AUGGCCUGUAGUCCCAAGCGGCCAGAUCCGCUUCGGGACGCGGAAGCGCGCGUUCGAGCGCUCACUCGAGAGGUCGGGACGCUUCGCGAGGACUUGCGGCGUGAAACUAAGAAGCGAGAACGCGCAGUAGCGCAGGCCAAAGAGAAUGAGGAGGCACGGCGCACCAGCGAAGCCCGUGCCCAGGAGCUGGCGUAUAGCAAUCGCAAGUUGGCUUCGGAGCUGGACACGUUGCACGAGGCGGCGCGGGCGGCUGCAGAGCGGGACCGUCGGGCGCUGCGCAGCCUACGGGAGGGACUGGCGUCGGUGGAAGAGGCAGUGGCGGUGCGGGCCCGCAAGGGCUUUACGCAGGUCCAGAUGUUGCACGAGGCCCAGCAGCAGCUACGACAGCUGCUGUUCGGCUACUCAGGCGGCGGCAGCUCUGUAGCCACCUCCUUGGACCCGGCGUCCGCCGGCGGCGCCAGCGCCAGCAUCAGCAUGAGCGUCAGCGGCCUCUCCGCCGCCGUGACAUCGCGCGCGGCGCAGCUGCUGGCUACGGCACAGGCUCACGCGGAGCAGCUGGCGCUGCUGCUUGCAGGCGGCGACGGCGACGGCACUGGCAGCGGCGGCGGUGGCAGCGCAGGCAGCUCCGGCGGUGGCAGCGGUGUCGAGGGGCUUGAUGGCAGCAACGACAGUGGCAGCGUGGCGGGCGCGGUGCUGCUGGCGGCAGCGCGCCAGGCCUUGGCCCCCGGCGGUGGCGUGGAUAUAGAAAAGGAUCAGCUCCGCGAGGAGGUGUUGCGACUGCGGGGGGCGAUACGGGCCUUGGAGGAGCGCUCCGGCCCCGGCAGCUUCACCGCGCUGGAGCUGCAGCAGUCUCUACGUGAGGCCCAAUCUGAGCUGGCCAGGCUGAGAUCGGAGAUGGUUCACCUGAAUGCGGCCGCUGCGGCGGCGACACGGGAGCAGCAGGCCACCUCGGAGGCCCUGGAGGAGGCGCGACGGAGAAACCGGCUGUGUGCCUGCUCCGAAACCUUCCUUGCUGCGUCUCUGCGCUUUAAGCUAGAGUUCCAUCCCCGAAGGGUCCCGCUGCAGCAGCAGGACGAGCUCCACGCUGCGCUGGUGACUUCGGUUCGGGAGCAGGAGGACAACAACAUGGGCCUGGUAGCGGAACUCACGGCGCGGCGUGUGGAGCUGGAGGGCGAGAUGUCCAGUUUGGUUCAGCGGCUGGGGGCGCUUCAGCAGCAGGUCUCGGAGCUGCUGGAAGAGCGAGCGGGAAUGCAUGAGGUGCUGCGGCUGCGCGAGGAGGAGCGGCGUAGCCUGGAGGAUAUGCUGCAGCGGAGGGAGGAGGAGCUGCAAGCAGCCAAGGCCAGCAUCCUGGAGCAGGGCGCCGAUAUCCGUAACGCCCUGUCCCUUAUCAGCCGUGCACCGGGCCAAGCGCCAACUGCCAUAACGUUGCCGCUGACGGGUGCAACAACAGCAGCAGCGGCGCCCUCGGCGGCAGCUGCCGCAACGGCGACGGCGGCGGAGCGGAUCUCAGCGCUGUCGGCGUCCCUCGCGCUGCCGAGGGCCACAUCGGCGCCGCCCCCGGCAGCGGCGGCAGGGGGAACCUCCCUGGACUCAGCACUGGCAGCGGCGCUAGCGCCGUACCAUAAUGCCAGUGCUGCGAUUGGGUCAGCGCUGGCGGCAGCCGCCGCCAUCAUCCCGCCGAUGGCAGCUGCCGCGCCUGCUCCAUCCCCUCCGCAGCCGGCGUCUCUUGGCACCCUGGCGGGUGGUAUCGGUGCUGCGUCCUGGCUGCAGCCAGCGGCCACCGCCGCCGCUGCUGGUGGCGGCAGCGGCAGCAGCGUCCUCGGGCAGCCCCUCCCGCCGCCGACGGUGCCUUCCUCCCUCAUGCAACUGCUGCAGCGUUCGCAGCCCCAGGCCCAGCUCCAGCUCGCGACUCAUCCACCGUACAAAAGCCCAAUCCUGCAGCAACAGCAGCAGAUCACUGCGGGGCGCCAGCAUCAGGCCUUGGCAGACCUGACGGCGCUGCUGGGUGGCCAGGGAGCCGCACCAUGUCCCCGGGGGCGGGCCGACGCCGCUGUGCCAUCGGCGCGCGGCGUCCAGCCGCCCGUGGCUGGCGGCUGGGCGGCAGCUGCUGCCGCAGUUCCGCUAAAGGCGUCGCCGCCGCUGCCGCCGCCGCUGCCACCGCCGGCUCCUCGCGGAGGACCAGGGGAGCCGCCGCACGGCCGCAGUGGCGCUGCUACCGCCACUGCCGCCGCCGCGACUGCGCAAUUACCCUCAGCCAGUCGGCGGCAACCUUCAGAGCAGGAUCCCGACGGCCGCGUCGGCCCAGGUGGUGGCAGCGACGAGGGCGGGCCCGCAGGCCCGGCGGGGGACUCCGCCUGGAGGCCUGGGGGCCGGCGACUGGUGGCUGGCGAAGGGCUGCUCCUGCAUGCUCUUCACGGCGCUAGGGGACUGGGCGGCGGAGAAGGCAUGGGGAUGGGAGCGGCGAGUACGGCAACGGGACUGGGGAUACGGGCAAACAAGGGUAGGGGGCAAAUGGCUCGCUCGUUGGGAUGCAUCCUUCCGCGCCGGCUGCUGGUGGGAGGCUUUGUGACUGCGGGGCGGUUGAAGACGAAAUGCAUGUCUUUGUGGAAUGCCUGGCGUACAUUAGUACACGGGCGAACGUGA